UUCGCAGAGCGCAUGUGAUGCUAGCGCUCAGUUCAACACGUCGCUAUCUUUUCACUUUAGGCAAAGCAGAUUGUUCCUACGCUAUUCUUGUGUGUAUUUAAUAUAUCACGGGGAAGCGUUUUUGCUCCGUAUUUUUCUGGCUUUCAUCACAUUUGGAUUAAACAUGACUGGACUGAAGUUGAAUGGUGCACUGAUUUUGUGCGUCCUGUUACUGCCGUGCUCGCAACCGAAUAGCCAGGUGCUGGACUGUCGCGAAGUGCGCUCGUCGUUUCAGUUUUUGUAUCCGGGAAUGAAAUGGACCCCAGAAAACCCAGUCUCAGGCUCAGAUCUGCAGGUGUGCCAACCAAAAGGCCUAACUUGCUGUUCUCGUAAAAUGGAGGAGCGCUACCUGCUUGUUGCCAAACAGAAUAUGGAGUCUAGCCUCCAGGCCACCAGCGCUCAGCUCAAAGUACUUAUCAUUCAAAACGCUGCUCUCUUUCAAGAGGCCUUUGACAUGGUGCUUCGUCUGGGUCGUAAUUCAACUCUGAUGAUGAUAAGAGAGGAGUUUCCUGGUUUGGGUGCCGGGGCCAGCGGAGCCAUCACACAGUUAUUCCUGGACAUGUCUCUUUACAUCCUGGGCUCGGAUGGCAAUGUAAAUGACAUGGUCUCCACCUUCUUCUCUCGCCUCUUUCCCCUCACCUACCGCCGUCUCCUUGGCAAUGGGGCAGUUGCGGGCAUCUCAGAGGAAUGCCUUCGAGGGGCAUGGCGUGGAAUGUCUGCAUUUGGGUCUUUUCCCAAGAUGAUGAUGACCCGGCUUUCUCGCUCACUCCUGGCCACUCGGGUUUUCCUGCAAGCGCUAAACCUGGGCAUCGAAGUGGUGAACACGACCCAGCAUCUGCGGGCAGGCAGGGACUGUGGACGCUCACUGCUGAAGCUGUGGUACUGCCCACACUGUCAAGGGCUGCUGGAGGCCCGACCAUGUCACCCGCUCUGUGUCAGCACAAUGGGGGCCUGUCUGGGGGGAGCGGCGGAAGUGCAGCCUCAUUGGAGGGCGUAUGUGGAGGAACUGGGGUCACUUGCUGCUGCCAUGAGGGGUGAGCAGGACAUCGAGGCCGUGGUGCUCAGACUACACGUCAUUAUUAGACAAGCUCUGAAACAAGCUGUAGCAGCCAAAAGCAAACUCAGCGCACAGGUGAGCGGUAUAUGUGUGUACGCGCCCCCACGUGUGUCUCGAGCCGUGGCAUUGUCGACAGAACACACAUCUGCCUCAAAGCUACCCCACAGCCGUCCAGCAGUGAACUUUGACCCAGAUGAGACCCUCUUUGGACGACGCAGGGAGUUUAUCUUGGGUCUGAGAAGCUUCAGUCAGUUCUACAGUGGACUUGGAGAAGCUUUGUGCAGUAAAGAGCUGGCAGCACUCAACAGCUCCUUCUGCUGGAACGGACAGGAGAUGACAGACAAGUUUUCUGGUCCAGGUCUGAAGAGAGUCCAUCCACACGGUUCUGAAUCCAGACAAAAACCUCCCGAACCCGUCAUCAGCCAGAUCAACGACAAACUCAAACACAUCAAUCAGCUUUUGCGUAUGGUGACAUUGCCUGAGAAGCAAUGGAGGGCUCGACCAGGAGGGGGCACUGCGAAAAAAGAUCCUGCCAGACAGGGCCAGGCUGAUGAGGAUGAGGAGGGUCUAGAGAGUGGGGACUGCGAUGAUGAAGAUGAGUGUAUGGGCGUUUCUGGACUUGGGCCGCCCCCGAGACGCAAACGUCUGCGCAUCUUUGCAGACUUGGCAGAUAACUUGGCUAUUGAUGACUUAACGCUUCACGAGCUGCUCCUGACUCCUAGAUUGGCCACGGACGCACAUGCCGGAGCAUCUGUACCCGGAGCAGCAUGGGCGGCAUAUGCUCCUUGUGGAUCCUUCAUCUUUAACAUCAUUAUCAUCAUCAUGUUCGGCCUUCAGUGAUCAUCAAUCCACUCUGACUACCUUCAAACUUUGAGUUUUAAGGAGACGCUACUAAUAUCCAUGUGUACAUACAGUUCCAUGAUUUUGGCAAAGGACAGGAAUAUUUCCUCUUCUCAGUCUCAAGUCUUACCAUAUGAGCUUGUCGUUUUUAUAUUUUGUGUGGAUUCAAGGAUUUAAAUAUUAUCUCAAUGUCCAGACUAUGAAAUCUCAAUUCUUCUAUAGCAUGAAGAGUACUAUUUAUCCAUCUAAAAAAUCAUGUUUUUCCCCCUCUGUGCUUUUAUGCCACACAACCGCCAUGUGUUUUACACUGAACAUUGCCUCCCCUCUGCAAUACACAUGCAGUUUUACACAAAGGCCAAAGCCUUCUUUAGUAAACGGACCUAAAUCUCUUUUGAGAGGACAAAAAAAAGCUCAGCUUUUGUUAGUGAAUGGGCACACUUAAGGAGACAGAACCGUGACUGACAGAGUCUGUGAAUACAUAUAAAUGCUCAACUGGGCACAGACUAUCUCUGACUCCUAGACUGUCUCUUAUACAUUGUAGUGAGUUUCUCCUCUGCCACCCAUUUCCUGUGCAGUAAAUAACCCUUGGAGGAGAGGACAUCAAGGAAUUGGCAUGUCGUUGUGAAACCCUCUCCUUCCAGGAUGACACAGCUGUACUUCAUUUGCAAAAAAAUGCUUUUAAACUGUUUUAUUAGAAUGCUGACUUUCCCUUUUCAGAAACUGUGGUUUUUUAUAUCUCUCUUUGAUUUUGUCACUUCCUUUGACUGUUUAGCUCUUCCUUUUCCUAUCUUUUCCUCUGUUCUUCUAUUAUAAUUGUGUGAUUAAAGCAUUCUCUUGAAUGGACUUCCUCUACAUUUCCUUUUUGUCUGUUUAUUUAUUUAUUUAUUUUUUGCUUUUACUUCCCCCCUUUCACAGGUCACCAUAGCAGGUCCACCUAAGGAAAGGUGUGCCAUGUUGAUGGCUUGAUUGAUCUGUGCAUGUAACAUAUGUAAGGCCAUUUGUAAAGAUUUCUUUUUUAUACAUAUUUGUUUACAAAGGGCUAAACCUAUCAUUUUAGACCAGAAUGUUUUUGCUUGGAGAACCUGUUGUUUGCAAACACUGUUCCCUAUCUGUCACUCACUCGACAUUGUGUCGAUGAGUUGACACUAAGGGUCGCUCCUGCAGAGCCCAGACAUCUCUGAUCAUGAGAAAAGGCCAAUGGAAAAUGGCGAAAAUGGCGUCCUCCUCUUUGGAGAGACACCCCUCAGCUUGGACCAUAUAUAUAUGGCCCCCAGCCAAACGAUUUCAUUCCUUUUUGGGGAGAACAAUAGAGAGAAGGCCAUUGCUGGGCCAGCCAGUCCUUAUACUUCUGAGCAGUUAGCCGUUCCCCUAGGUGCAGGGGACCGCUUCAUACCUGCCAGUAUGUUGAGGGUAGUUAUGCGACGGCAUGCUGCGCUGACUACGAGGCACAAAGAGGUCUGUCCGUCUCGCACCACCAGUCUGCGUAACUCGGUUCAGCUCUUGUGGCAUUUUCCAUUGGGACCCCUAGUGUCAACUCAUCGACACAACGCCGAGUAAAUGACAGAUAGGGAACGUCUCGGUUACUGAUGUAACCUCCGUUCCCUGAUGGAGGGAACGAGAGGUUCUGUCCCUCCUGCCACAACACUGAACCAACCGCUGAAAUGGCCGGGUCUUUGGCUCAGCUCCUCAGUGCGAUACCUGAUGUGUGUUUGCAGCGUCACUCCUUUUAUACCCGUAUGUCCGGGGGAGUGGCAUGAAAAUUCCACACACCAAUUUCCAUUGGCCUUUUCUCAAGAUCAGAGAUGUCUGGGCUCCGCAGGAGCGACCCAUAAUGUCAACUCAUCGACACAACGUCUCAUUCCCUCCAUCAGAGAACGGAGGUUACAUCAGUAACCGAGAAAUUUUCCUGUCAUAACCUGUGAAGUUAUUUAUUAUUGAUCUCUGUUCAAUACUUAACAGCAUGUCAUUAUUCGUAAAGUGUGUUGUGGACAAAAGAGUGUCAUAAACAAGACUGCUAGAAUCUGCAGCUAGAGAUACAUCAAUGUAUUGACCAAACAUCUGUAUAGGCAAAACAUUUAUUAUCUGCACUAUUGGACAUUGGCCAAAUGUUUAAAAACCACCAAUGAUCAUGGCCAAAUAUUUUUGGUCAAAAGGGGAUGGAAAAAUGAGUCCAACAAUUAGCCUGUAACUCAUGUUGUGUGUGAAAAAAAGUAUCUUGUUUAAAAUUACAAUGACAGCAGUUGCAGUUUGUAAGGUGUGCGCUACGAGGUGGAACUACGGUUAAAAAAAGUUAACACAACAAAAGCAGCCUCCACUUUAGCUUUAUCAAACUGGUCAUAUUAAUUGCUGCUAAAAAGUAAAAGCUUCAUCAUUCAGAAUUCAGUCAAUGUGAGUUAAAGGGAUAGUUUACCUUAAAAUUUUAAUUCUCUAAUCAUUAGCUCACACUCAUUCCAUCGUAGAUGUGUAUGACUUUCUUUCUUCUGCUGAACACAAACACAGAUUUUUAGAUGAAUAUCUAUAGGUCCUCACUAUGCAAGAAAAUGUUACCAAAUUUUGAAGGUCCACAAAGCAUGUAAAGGCAGCGUAAAGGUAAUCCGUAUGACUCCAUUGUUUUAAUUAAUGUCUUCAGAAGAGAUAUGAUAAGUGUGGGUGAGAAACAGAUCAAUAUUUAAGUCCUUUUUUUACUAUCAAUCUCCACAUUCACAUUCACAUGCUUCUUUUGUUUUUGGCAAUUCGCAGUAUUCGUGCAUAUCACCACCUACUGGGCAGGGAAAAGAAUUUAGAAUUUUAGUUUCUCACCCACACCUAUCACAUCACUGGCUCACAUUUACGCUGCCUUUGUGUGAUUUUUGGAGCUUCAAAAUAUUGGUACCCAUUCAAUUGAAUUGAGAACCAACAGAUCUGAAAUAUUCUUCUAAAAAUCUUUGUUUGUGUUAAAGAGAAGAAAGAAAGCCACACACAUCUGGGAUGGCAUGAUGGUGAGUAAAUUAUGAGAGAAUUUUCAUUUUUGGGUGAACUAUCCCUAUAAGAAAAUUCAAAUAAAUAAGAAAUCUUACCAAUUUCAUGUGAGUCUAACAAAAGACUAUUCAGUUUAAGUGAGUUAAGAAUGUGAAUGUGAGUUAAUGUGCUUUUUGUUUCAGUGUUUUUUUAUAACUUACACCAGUUAUUCAGAAACAUGAAAGACAUGAAAAGACAUAGAGAAUAAAGAUGUUUUUGAGUUACUUUGUAGAUGUGUAAUUAAUAAUCAGUGGUUUGAAACAAGUUAGCUUAAAAAGCAGAAUCACCAAACAAUUGGUGUAUGCAGAUAUUGUUCUAAAUUCCCAGUUAUAUUGAGAUCAGGACUUUGACUGAGUCAUUGUAGAACAUUAAACAUUUUGUGCUAGAGCUAGUUCAAUGGUAAUUUGACCUUGUGUUCAGGAUCACUGGCCUGCUGAAAAAUUAACUUUCUCUCCAUUUACAGUUUUGUAGCAGACCGUAACAGGUUCUCUUACAGUAUUUGCCUAUAAUUUGCACAAUUCAUUCUUUUAAAAAGAUGCCCCAGAUCCUAUUGAUAAAAGGCAGCCUCAGACUUUACCAGACAUCAGUGGGUAUGGCGGAUAUCUGUGAGGUGAAUGCAGUGUUAGAUUUAAGCUCCAUGUCUAAUUUAACUAGAAAAUCUUUUCACACAUUACAGCUUGGUCAAUGUCAUGUUUUUUUUUUUUCUUCUUCAAAGCUUCAGCUUUGAAAUGGUUCUUUUGGAGCAAUGACAUCUUUUGUGCCACCCUCCCCAACAGGUCAGUGAUAUGCAGAGCUCUUGAUAUGGUUGACUAGUGCACCUUUACUCCGUUCUCAGCCACUGAACACUGUAGCUCAUAUAAAGUGAUCACUGGUCUCCCUGUAGCUUCUCUCACAAGCCUCCUUCUUCGUGCAGGGAUUUUUGAGGAUUGACCUUUUCUGGACGUUUUGAUUGGGCCCCACUUACUGAUAAUUGUACCAACAGUACCCACUGGGACAUCAUAAUACUUUUAUAAUGUUUUGUACCCUUUUCCUAAUUUAAACAUUUGUUUUCCUUUAUCUCUAAUUUCUUUCUAAUGCUCUUUUGUCUUCAUUUUCACAGCUGUCCUUCUGAUUCACAGCCUAGGUAAUGAUCACUUAACUGUGGGGAUUUAUUUACAAAAUGUGGUAGUUAUUUUAAUGAGUCGCAGGUAGUGGCCAAUUGUAAGGCAAUUGUGUCCUUGUUGGGGCCAUUUUUUUUUUUUUUUGCAUCUGUGUAAACUUAAAGCUUCUGCAAUACAUUUACUGAUUCUUUAUGUAGGAAACAUUUCAGAUUAUUUGAUUUCACAUUUAAAUAACAAAACUGUGAUUUCCCAAACAGUAGUUCCCAAACAAUCCCAAAAUAUGGUUUUGGAACAUUGAUAAAAUAAAUUGGAUAAUGAUCUGAAUACUUAUGUAAGGUACUGUAUAAUGAAAUUAUAUUGACAAUGAUACACUUAUGUAAUGUAAAGGAUGCAUAGUGCAAAUUUAACAGUCAGUUUGAAAGCAUAAAAACAUUCCAAACAAACUAUGGCUGAGGGAGUGAUAUAUAAUGUAUAUAUAUAAAACUCAACUUCAUUGAAACAAAUAGUUCAUCACUUUAGUAUGUACUAAAUGAAUCAUGUGCUUCUGCCAGUAAUGGAAUGUGUUGAGUACUGUAAUUCAGUUCUGAAUUCUGCAAUAUUGUUUAUACUGGUACUGACUGCACAGUAGGGGAGCAUUCAUGGGACAUUUGGCACAUUUGAGUACUUGAGCUGUUCAAUAACCAGAGUGAAGGGGGAGGGGGAUAAAAGGGAGUCCUUCAUUCAUACCAGGGUACAGUUAAUCAGACCUUAUAUUAGUGAAGAAUCUGUCCUGUCUCUGUAUCUGCUGUGUACCUGCCACACAGUUUACAGAAUUUUCAAUAGCCAUCACUGGUAUAAGUGUAUUAAAUACAGAGUAAACCAGAUGCUGUUUAUUUGUGUCAAUAAAGUACGAGUAUUGUAAUUUAAAAAGGUUUACAUGUCAAUGAUAAUCCAGAUUUUGUUUAUGUUGUUUUAACUGUUUAUGAAACAAUGGAGUCUUUAUGAAGAUGAAAAGUGUGUUUUGAUGCUGUUACAGAGUGGUGUGUUUGUGUGAAUGAGAGAAUUAGGUGUGUAUGUGUGUGUGUCUGUAUGCAAUUUUCAUUUCAACCAGUUGAGGGGUCUCUUUUUGACAUUCAGUCUCAGAAGUAAAAAAAAAUGUAUGUUAACCUAAUUACAGAACGUGACGGCCAAUAAAUAUUAUCAACUCUA
This is a messenger RNA of Xyrauchen texanus (razorback sucker), 7221 nucleotides long. RefSeq names its product glypican-3. NCBI's taxonomy places the organism in Eukaryota, Metazoa, Chordata, Actinopteri, Cypriniformes, Catostomidae. Gene Ontology annotation, biological process: positive regulation of canonical Wnt signaling pathway; cell migration; regulation of protein localization to membrane. The transcript has 8 exons. Bases 164 to 1936 code for a protein of 590 amino acids. Gene Ontology annotation, cellular component: extracellular region; cell surface; plasma membrane. The record is from RefSeq and is a predicted model, not a curated record.